UGGACCAACAUGCCCAAACGGCAUUUUCUCGCAGCUUUUUGAACUUUCCCCUGUUACCUAUUUCUCUUCCUCCUCCUCCAUCUUCUUCGACUUCUCUCACCUCCAUUGCAGGGUUUUACAAAACCCUAAUUCUCUCUCAAUCCAUGGAGUCUCUCGCCAAACUUCACCUCCGCCACCAACCCCUCACCCUCUCGCUCAAUCCCCACUGUUCCUCGUUCCCAAAACCCCUUUCUUCCUUCAGACCUCUGUGCCAAUCGCCGACCUUCAACUUCACCACCCUCACUAUCAGAGCCUCAUCCUCAUCGCUUCCGCCACCGUCCUCCGCCCACCCACCUCACCAAAACCCCCCAAACCCUAAACCCACUUCCUCUUUCAAAACCCUGGCCCCUCUCGCCGCCCCUAUCAUCAAGGCGACCUGCGCCGCCAUUGCUGCCGCCGCAUUCUUCUUCAUGAGGUUCAAUCACCGAACCGCUAUGGCCGCCACCGCAGUCGCACCUUCCACGGUGGAGCCAGUGGAACAAGAAUCUCCCGCUGACAGCGUUUCGUAUGAAGAGAAAGAAAGGGUACUUGAAGAGCAAUUGUCACAGAACCCAGACGAUGUCGAAGCUCUGAGGAAUUUAAUGGAGGUCAGGAUCAAAUCCAACAAGCUGGCCGAAGCGAUUCAGGUGCUGGAGCGCUUGAUCGAGCUGGAACCCGAAGACUUUGAGUGGCAAUUGCUGAAGGCCAAUGUUCAUAGCUACAUGGGUGAGGUAGAUCUCGCUAACUCCGAGUUUGAGGACAUUUUGUCGAAAAACCCUUUCAAAGUUGAGGCCUUUCAUGGCCUUGUAAUGUCCGCUUCGCAAUCACCUGAGAAAUUGAAGAGUGUGAUGAAGAGGGUGGAGGAGGCAAUGGUGAAGUGUAAGAAGGAUGGGAAUAUGUCGGAUGUGAGGGAUUUUAAGCUGUUAGUUGCGCAAAUUCGCGUGAUGGAGUCGAAGUAUUCGGAUGCUUUGAAGCUUUAUCAAGAGCUUGUGAGGGAAGAACCAAGAGACUUCAGGCCUUAUCUGUGUCAAGGAAUAAUUUAUACAAUGUUGAGGAAGACUAAUGAGGCUGAGAAACAGUUUGAAAAGUUCAGGAAGCUUGUUCCAAAGAACCACCCUUAUAAAGAGUAUUUCGAUGACAAUAUGUUUGCGACAAAGCUUUUUGGGCAGAAGAUGGAGAGGGAAACAGCAGCGUCGAACGUCUGAGGGAACUGGAGUUGCUGAGUUUUAGCUCAUUGUGGUGGCUGGCUUGUGUAAUGUGGUGGUUGCCUCUUGGUUUCUCUCUGCCUCUGUUUUUGGUUAAUGCUUUGUAUCAUGUGCGGCCAUUCAUGCUGUGCUUCAUUCAAGAUUGUUCCACAUCUCGUUAGGGGUUGAACUUGAUGUGAAUGUUCUUAACAUGAAAGGUGAGCAGAUAGGCAGCAAGAAUGCAUAUGAUUAUUUCUGAUUUGAACUGUUUUUAAGGAACUACCAAGUGAAUCAAAGUAGAUGUUGGACUGACCUGACUGUUUUUUAACUUCUGGUUAACGGUGCGCGAUGUCGACCCAGCUGGUGCAGAAAUGAAGACGGUUUUGCAGAUAGAAAAGUUUGUAUAGAUUCUUACUGCAUUCUGGUAAUUUCCAACCAACAUAAUGCCUCUCUCUUUCCCCCCCUCUCAUUCUUGCUUUUACUGCGGUUAUUUGAUCAAGGAUGGAUCGAGCAGCAGCAGGCUCUCUCCCCUGUUGCUGAUAUCAAUGGAGUAUAACUUAAUAGCAAACCUCAACCUGCAGCUGCAAGUCUUGCAGCUGCAAUCAACUUGGAAAAGAUGAAAACAUGUCACAAGGUUACAUAGUGCUCGCAUGGGCACCUAGGUUGUGCGCAUGGCCUCCAUUAUAAUGACGAUACAGUAUGUUUUAUUUUAUCAAUAUGGUGGGCAUACGUUGUCAAUGCA
Malus domestica (apple) is the source of this 1944-nucleotide messenger RNA. Its product is annotated as protein SLOW GREEN 1, chloroplastic-like. The record is from RefSeq and is a predicted model, not a curated record. Lineage: Eukaryota; Viridiplantae; Streptophyta; Magnoliopsida; Rosales; Rosaceae. Gene Ontology annotation, cellular component: chloroplast thylakoid membrane. Gene Ontology annotation, molecular function: protein binding.